This is a messenger RNA of Juglans regia (Persian walnut), 537 nucleotides long. RefSeq lists its product as uncharacterized. Bases 1 to 537 code for a protein of 178 amino acids. The record is from RefSeq and is a predicted model, not a curated record. The transcript has a single exon. NCBI's taxonomy places the organism in Eukaryota, Viridiplantae, Streptophyta, Magnoliopsida, Fagales, Juglandaceae.
AUGGAAGCAUAUGAUGGGUCAAAGGAUUCGUUGGAACACCUAGAGACAUUCAAGGUCCAUAUGACUCUCCACGGCUUCCCUAGUGAGGUAGCAAGUAGAGCUUUUCCCCUCACUUUGAAGAGAGUAGCACGACCGUGGUUUGGGUCCCUAUGGCCUGGAACUGUGGGUAGCUUCAACGAGCUAGCACGUCUCUUCCUAACACAGUUCAUGGCCAGCCGAACAAGGAGGAGACCAGCGGCUUACCUUUUGACUGUUAAACAAAGGGACGACAAGAGCCUCAAGUCAUAUCUCUCCCGCUUUAACAAGGAACGAAUGACAAUGGAUGACCAAGAUGAAAAGAUCACCUUGGCCGCCUUGUUAGGAGGAAUCUGGCCCCGUAACCCCUUUAUGACGGAAAUAACCCGAAAGACCCCAGCCACUCUAAGGGAGUUUAUGGACCGCGCUGACGGUUACAUAAACGGCGAAGAUACUCUCCGAGUGUUAACUGCCCCCAGUAGGAGUGACUUGGAGAGUGCAGAUAAAAAGACAGCAGACUAG